Molecule: messenger RNA, 3382 nt
Organism: Jaminaea rosea
Lineage: Eukaryota; Fungi; Basidiomycota; Exobasidiomycetes; Microstromatales
Exons: 1
Coding region: 76-3264 (1062 amino acids)
Biological process (GO): regulation of DNA-templated transcription elongation; mRNA export from nucleus
Cellular component (GO): THO complex part of transcription export complex
Source: RefSeq, a predicted model, not a curated record
UGCUGAACCUCUGUUCCCGCCGCUGCUUUCCACUUCCUUGUCACCACACGACGUCAAGGCAAUCAGACGAUGACCAUGGCAGAUGCGGGGCCCUCCUCCUCCUCCUCCAGCCAGCAGGCCAGCCUUGCUCCGGCUCUCGACGUAUUCGACUCCGCACUGGCAGAAACGACUCGAUCCCACCUCGAGGAACAUGCGCACGCUCAGUCGUCGACCCUGUCGAGCGAUCAAGUCGAAGCCCUCUUGACCAGCACCCUCAUCCCACGCGCUCAGGCGCUGCGCGAUAACAUCUACGGCCUCCUGGGCGAAGACGAGAUGCUACGAAGCACAUUCAAGGAAAUGGCUGCUGCGCAAUUACGCCUCAUGUUCUGUUCCCUCACCCUAGACGAACCCAGCAUCAUCCAUUCCCACCUCGACCACACGAUCUCCCUCACACUCGCCAACCUCCUGGACGACUCCCUUCCCCUCCUCCUCCUCGAAGAACUAAACGAUCGCACCCCCCUCUCGGGACUCCCCGCACUCUUCGCCUACCUAUCAAGUCGCGUCUCCCACCUCACAAGAAACCUCAGCCCCAGCCGCGGUAAAGGUCUCGUGUUGCUCAGACUACUCAACGAUAUGUUGCGUAGAUUGAGCAAGCCUAAUCGAUCCCAUCUUGUAUUGGCGGGGAGGAUCUUGGCACUUUUGGCGGAGGUCUUCCCGCUGGGGGAGAGGAGUGGCGUCAAUUUGAAGGGGGAGUUCAAUGUUGGGAAUGUCACGCGAGUUGAUGAGGACGAGGUGCAGAGGUGGGAGAAGGCGAGGGGUCGAGACGAGGAGAAGGAGGAGGAGGAGGAGCAAAGGGAGACGGAUCCCGCUUCACAGGCUGCGAGGGAUACGAACUUCUACAGGGACUUCUGGGGAUUGCAGGGCGUCUUCUCUAAUCCGGCGGUACUCUUCGAACCGGCGCCUGAAGCUGAGCACGAGACCGAGAUGGAGGCCAAGGAAGACGAAAGAGCUGCGACUACAUCCGACGGGCGCAGAGACGAGGAAGAAGGCACCUCGGACGGUCGCGACCCGCAGUCCACCUCCUCUGAAGGCCAAGACGGGGCCUCGACACCCAACCCGCACCCUACUGCGGCAGCAGGUCAAAUGGGCAAACCCUCCCGCUCCACAUCUCCUACGCGGAGAGCACCCCUCCCCCCCUUCCAAACCUUCCGCAACACCACCGCCCGAGUAUUGGACGUCUUCGCCGAGGCCAGCGCGAGGGAGCGCGAGAUGAGCCAAGCGGAACGGGCGGCCGCAAAGGGUGGUAGAGGGGUCAAGAUGGCCACGGCCACGGCCAGCGCAACAGCCCUGCCUGCGGACGAUGCGACACUCGACAUGUCGCCAGGGAGCGUCAAGAAGAGGAAGAGGGAGGAGAUGCUGCGAAACAGUAUUGCAGGUUCCCUCCUGGGCGAAGAGGCGGUAGCGUCCAGCUCGACCCCAGCCACCACCAAUCACACCAACACCGAAACCGAACCGGAUGACACCACCUUCCCUAAGCACCUGACCUCCCCGCCCCUCUUCGAGUACCAACUACGCUCCCCCUCCUUCCGGAGCCACAUACUCAUCCAGUACCUCAUUCUCCUCCAAUACCUCCUCACAACGUAUACCUCCUCGUCAAAGCGCAAACGAGAGGAGGGAGGGGCAAUGAAGAACCAGCAGCUCCAGCUACAGCUCCAACUACAAGUAGGGGGCGCAGGGGCAGGGGAAGGGGAGGGGUGGGAGAUGAGUGAGGAGGAGGAGCACUGGGCGCGCGACACCUGGAGGAGCGUUGUGACCUUAUUAGAAGAAACGGGAGGGACCGUCGUUGCGGCCCAGUCGGAGGGGAGCGGUGGCGGUGGCGGUGCUGGCAACGAAGGAGGCGCGUCGUCCAGCACAGCAGUGCAGCCCCUCAACCCGGCGGCAGCAGCGGCGGCGGGUCGUGCCUUUAAGUCCUCGAUUCUCCAGUCCCUCCGUCGCGAAGCGCGUUGGGUUCAGUGGAAGGGGGAGAACUGUCCCGCCAUCGAUCGCCCACCUCUUUCUCUCGGCUCUCUCCUCUCCACCUCCCCAUCCCAAUCCCAAUCACAGGUCCGUCUGGCCCUCACGCAAGGCCCGACGACGAGGACGAAUCCUCGGGGCCCUCCCACCUUCUCGCUCGGAACGGCAGCCCUCUCCCAACUCUGGGAGGAAGGUCUCGAGCCCAUCCCCUCUGUCCCGCAGGUUGUGAAGCGCAAGAGGGAGGACGAGGAGGGCGUAGAGGUGGAGGUAGAGGAGAGGUUGGAUGGAUUGGAACAGUUGGAGAUCCCACCUGGAGUUGGGGAUGCGCGAUCCUACGCGGCAAGGAUAAAGAGGGAGGAUCAGCUGGCCAUAAUGAAGGCCAAGCAAAUGGCUGCCAGGGGUGGUGCAGGGGAAGAGGAGAGGGCCCGUGUGAAGGAGGAGGAGGAAGUCGCCCUGAAAGAACGCAAAACGAGCCUCAAUUGGCGUGCACUCCGUCUAGCCCGAGGGGAGACGUUGCGACUUUGGGGCAAGAUUGGGGGAGGAGAUGUCAACCUGCUUCUGGAGGCGGAGGCGGCUGAAGAGGGGGAAAUGCAAAGGAGAAAAGAGGCGAACAGCGCUCCCGAGCCGGUAGUAGCUGCCGCUACCGUCGCCACCGUUGUGGCGAAGGAGGGGGAGUCUCCUCGGGGACAGGCGAGGCGAGAGGGACAGCACGACGCAGACGCCGACGCAGAGGAUCAGGGGGAGGCGGAGGCGGAGGUUGAGGCGGAUGCCGAUGCGACGUUCAUGACUGCUGCUGAGCCUGCGCGGGAGGACGACGAUGACGAGGACGACGACGGGGAGCGGGAGAGCGUGGCUACCACUGCUGCUGAAGAGCAAGAGGGCGAAGCACAAGCAGAAGCAGAGGCGGACGAGACGCCCCGUGGAGAUCGGGACAGGGAUAGGGAGGGGGAUACCACCGUCGAUUUGUCUACGACUAUCCCGGCUGAUUCCUCGGAGCGUGCGGUAGAGGUCGAGGUCGACGUGCCCGUGGAGGGUGAGGGGACUGUUGAAACGCGGGAGGGCGAUGGCGAGGGUGAGGGCGCAGAUGAUAACAAGGCGAGAGCGGAUGAAGAGCAGCAGCACCAAGAAGUCGACGCCGGCCGCGUCGAUGCUGAUGCUGAUGCUGAUGACCAUGCUGAUGCUGAUACGGCCAUGUCCGGCCCUUCUGCCCAACCAGAGGGCGAAGCCGGGAAGGAGGAGGAGGAGGAGGACGUCGAGAUGACCUCUUCGUAAGCCGUCAGCCUUAAGCCGCGCGAUCUGUACUUCCUUGCGUCGCGCUACACUACGCUGCUGCAAUCGAUCUCCCUCUUCACGCCCCUCUCAACCGACGGUGAAUUAGCAUUCAUUCUAG